This is a messenger RNA of Dentiscutata heterogama, 297 nucleotides long. The record is from the annotation of a GenBank genome assembly. Lineage: Eukaryota; Fungi; Glomeromycota; Glomeromycetes; Diversisporales; Gigasporaceae.
AUGGAGGAUUUAUAUACUAAACCUUAUUCUAAAACUGAAACUAUAUCAACAACACUCUCAGCUUCAAAAACUUAUGAUACGUACCUCAAUUUGAUAUAUGGGCCAAAAAGUGAAAGUGAUAAUGAAGAAAUAGAAGACUCAGAUAGUUUAACAAGUGAAGGAGAUGAAAUUCUAUCUGGUGCUCCUAUAGACAAAAAAAAUGCCAGGAAAGAAAAUUCUGAAAAGGAUAUAGGUGAUUUCAAUAAUAUUGAAUAUUUACCAGCUGCCGAUACUACUGGUCUUCUUAAAAAAGUUUGG